AUGCAUGACGGGCGGCACCCGCCAACCCGUCCCCGUCUCGCCUGUGGAGGCUCCCCCGCCUGCCUCGCGGGCGCCGGGUCGGCCUGGCUCCACGCUGGCCCCACGGGCGCUGGGCUCGCCAGCGCCAGUCUCGCCUGGCUCACUGGCCUCGUCAGCACCAGCGGCCUCGCCAGCGCCAGCUUCGCCCGACUCGCAGGCCUCCCCAGCGCCAGCCUCGCGUGGCUCGCCCGGGCCACUGGCGGGCCUCUCGCCCGGGCCGGCUACUGCUGCCACUGGUCCGGAGGUCCAGUCACCUGCUCCGGCCAGCGCCCUGAGGUUACGAUGUAUCUCUUGGUUUAUGUUGAUGAUAUCAUCCUCAUCAGUUCCUCUGCUGCUGCUGCUGAUUGCCUUGUGAUUGCUCUCCGUGAUGAUUUUGCUGUCAAGGAUUUAGGUACUCUUCAUUUUUUCCUUGGUCUUGAGGUUUCACGGCCCUCUGCUGGUUUGACUCUCACUCAGAAAAAGUACUCCUUGGACUUGUUGCGUCGUGCUGGAAUGCUCAAAUGCAAACAUGUUAACACUCCGAUGUCUGCCACUGAUCGGUUGUCUGCUCUUGAUGGUGACUCUCUCUCGUCUGAUGUUGCUGCUGAGUAUCGCAGUGUCGUUGGUGGUCUGCAAUACCUUACUAUUACCAGGCCUGAUAUCUCCUAUGCAGUCAACCGUGUCUGCCAGUUUCUGCAUGCACCCAGGACGUCUCACUGGUCGGCUGUGAAGCGUAUUUUGCGCUAUGUCAGUCUUACUGCCUCCUAUGGUUUGCUUCUUCAGUCUGCACCGUCGUAUGAGCUCUCGGCUUUCUCUGAUGCAGAUUGGGCUGGUAGUCCAGAUGAUAGGUGA
Molecule: messenger RNA, 870 nt
Organism: Aegilops tauschii subsp. strangulata
Lineage: Eukaryota; Viridiplantae; Streptophyta; Magnoliopsida; Poales; Poaceae
Source: RefSeq, a predicted model, not a curated record